Molecule: messenger RNA, 876 nt
Organism: Argentina anserina (silverweed cinquefoil)
Lineage: Eukaryota; Viridiplantae; Streptophyta; Magnoliopsida; Rosales; Rosaceae
Exons: 2
Coding region: 1-876 (291 amino acids)
Source: RefSeq, a predicted model, not a curated record
AUGGACUCGCAAGUAAAUACAGGAUCCGCGGCUAGUAGAACUGGAGGAAAGAAAGUGAAGCCACCAAACCGCACUUGGACCAAAUUUGAAGAUGUAGCUCUAGUUGAGGCUUUGACUGAAAUUUGUCAAGCUGGGAGCUGGAAGGCUAACAAUGGAUUCAAGGCUGGUUAUCUAGGAGAAUUUGAAAGAAUUAUACAACGGAAACUACCAAGUUCUGGCUUGAAAGCAGAUUCCCACAUUGUGUCUCGUGUGAAGACACUAAAGAAACAAACACUUGCCAUCUCUGAAAUGAUAACUAACUCAAGUGGUUUCUCAUGGGAUCAUGAGAAUAAAAUGAUAAGUCACAAAGAUGCAAAAGGACUAAGACUUAGACCAUUCAUUCAUUAUGAUCAUUUGGUUGAAGCUUUUGGAAAAGAUCGAGCCAAUAGGUUGAAAACUGAAGGACUUGCUGAAGUGGAAGAAAAUUUGAACAAUGAUGAUGAAUCCCUUGAUCUUGAAGGAGAUGGCCUGGCUGAAGAUGUUGUUCCUACACCUGCCACUCACACACCUUCUGCUCCUAGUGCAACUCAAACUAGAAAGCGACCAAGGGACGCAUAUUAUCAAUGCUUAGGUGACAUGGCUAGCACACUACGUUCUUUUGUCGAUGUGACAAAGACACAUUUGGAGACUAUGAAAGAAGUAUUGUUGAAAGAAAAUUCAACAUCUAUGAAAAGAGGUAAACUUGUCGAAGAGCUUAUGAAAAUUGAUGGUAUGAAUGAUUUGCUUGUGCUUGAUGCUGCUACUAAUAUUAUUAAAGAUGACUCCAAAGUUGAGCUCUUUUUCAGCCUACCUGACAAUCUAAAGGGCCAAAUGGUUUAUAACCUUCUUAACCCAUAG